Messenger RNA from Etheostoma cragini (Arkansas darter), 3248 nucleotides. RefSeq names its product transcription factor 20. The transcript is spliced from 6 exons. Gene Ontology annotation, cellular component: nucleus. Lineage: Eukaryota; Metazoa; Chordata; Actinopteri; Perciformes; Percidae. Bases 212 to 3067 code for a protein of 951 amino acids. Gene Ontology annotation, biological process: regulation of transcription by RNA polymerase II. The record is from RefSeq and is a predicted model, not a curated record.
GUUUGAGAUAAUACAUUAGACAACUUGACGCUGCUGCUAACAUAGUGUGUUCCUGGAAAGUGUGUAGAUUUUUAUUUAAUUUGGGCUUUCUGCCUUUGUCGUAGUAAUACGACUCGUUAGAGCGACGUUAGGUGGGUUGCUGAAAGAGAUGCAGGGUGGGACGAAUUCAUAACUGGACGUUUUAAAAACGAUCACUCCCCGUCCAGUUGUUAUGGAGCAGCCACCUGGGAGCUUAGAUGAUCUACAGCCUCAGGACCUCUCCACCUCCAGCCUCCCCACUGUGAUUGACCUGACCAGGAAUGGUGAGGAUUGUGUCCUCAACAGCACAUCCCUCAAUGCACUGCAGAUGGUCAAGAGCCCCGGCUGGUACCCAAACACAGGGGCCAGCAACCCUGGAUUACCCUUAUCAGAGACCGGCACCUCGGACAGCACUCUCCAAUCAAGGGAUGGACCAGACAAUGCCUUCUCCCACACUACAGUCACCCUCUCCUACGUGAGCAGGUCUCACGUCUUCUCCGCUCACGACUCCCUGUCUCAGCGUUCGCCUGUAUAUGGUGUGCCACCUAUAAGCAAGUUUUCCGUCCACUCUCCUUGUGACUCAGAUGAAGGACUCGGGGAUACUGGCUAUGCACUGAACCAGCAUUACUUGGUUGGUGGGCCCCUGGAACUCGCCUCAACUCAGAGAGAACUUUUUCAAUCAUUGUCUCAGGCUCAGAUGAGACCAGAGAACGAAUGUUUAACGAACGAGCCUCAAGAGUUAAAUGGUGGAGUCAUUUAUAGCGACAAGGAUGUGGAUAAGCGUGUAAUAGGCGAAGAGGAAAACGGCCUUUUUUGGAAAAAGAACGGUGGUUUAGAGAAUGGACAGGACGAUAGCUUUUCGAGUUCAGGAGUAUGUGCUGAACCCUCACCGGAGACACUCACCCCAGCCACGGGGGAGGAUGUGCUCUUUCUUAUGUCUAAAAAACAGGACACAGCGGUCGUCCCAGACAGAGUGGGUGCUACUAGAGACCUGUAUUCACUAAGCAGGGAGUACAUCAGUCCUUUGGAGGACCCUGUCUCCCCCUCCGCUACCUCACUAGACAAUGUGGAGGACGUGUUAAUCCUGCCUCAGGCCUCAAGCUCACCUAGUGGCGACAACUCUUAUCUAGAGACAACGGAUGAGGAGGUUGCGUGGGAUGGCUUGAGGACAAAGGGGGCCACUGAGCCAGGCUCUGGCAUCAACAAUGGGUUAGAUUCAAGUGCUGAAAACAGGCAGCCCGUCCAUAGACGGAAGGCAGUUUUGGAGCCUUUGAUUGACUUGACAGAUGAUUUGUGUGUGUCAGAUGUUUCGGGAAACAAACCCAAGACUGCCAUCCCUCACAUGAACGGGAAUGCAAAGGCACUACAGAGAACUUUAAAAGAAAAGAAGCUGCCGGCGCGUUCCGGGAGAGGAACUCGGCUAGAGGCUAUAGUAAUGAACAUAAAUUCGAGCAGGUAUAAAGUGUCGGGAUGCAUACGCACCAAUAAGAAAGCAAAAGCUUCCCAGUCAACAGCUCGUGAUUCAGCCAGUCCUAAGAGGAGUGACACCCUAUCAGUAGAAAAAAGGAAAAGCAGGGCCAAAGUAAAAACCAUGAAACAAAAAGCCGUAACUUCAAUAAAAAUGGAUAAAACUAAAAACAUUAAAACUUGCAAAGUUUCUACCUCUGAUUCUGAAAUCAAUCAUUCUAAAAAGUCUAACGGCAGCACAUGUCCAAAACGCCCUCAGUUUGUGCACAAGAAGUCCAACAAGGUGCAAGAGGAUGUUUCACAUCCAGCGCACUCACGACAGGUUAGCCCUGUGAAUUCUAAACGAAAACCAUCUUCAAAGUCAAGUCCUCAGUAUGUGCACAAAACCCCAAAGGAACCAGAGCAUCUUUUUUACCCUGACCCCUUAAUGGACAUUCCCAUGGCACGAUUUCCACCACCACCACCACCACCACCAUUAUCAAAAUCUCCAAAGAAAAGCCAAGGCAAAGCCAAACGCAAGGCUACAGGUAGCAGAACAUCUCCCACUGCCAAGACGAAAGGGGCUGGCACGUUCAAGAGGAGGCAAAAGAAACCCAAAUGGAGCCAGGUUCCCUCAAUGUUCUCCCCCAAGGAGCCGGAGAUCAAGUUGAAGUACGUCAACUACAAGGAGGAGAAAAGGGACUUUCGGUUAGACAGUUUCUCUCCAUUCGUCCGUGUAAAGCAUCAGCAGUUGACGUCAUCCCUGUGUACUGUAAUAAACUACCCCGAGGAGGUAAGGACACCACAGAAGAAGGGCCAACAUCCGCAGGCUCACCCCUGUGGCUUCAGUUCCGCAGUUGUACCCUGCACUUCCUGUCUGCAGCUGGGCCGAGCAUCCACGGACAGCCAGCAUCAGCGCGCUUUCGUCUGCUGCCUGUGUGGGCAAGCUGCCAACGCCAUGGACCUGGGGGACCUCCACGGUCCCUAUUACCCGGAAGGGUAUCAACCGAGCACCAAAAGACCAGCCGGCGUGUUGGGCCUCAAAGAGGAUGAGGACGACUACAGCAAUUCAGACUCUUCUUCGUCCUGGAGUAUCAGAGGCAGGGGGAGGAAGUGCGCCAAUCCACCUGUACCCCGGGCCCUCAGGCCAGGGGCUCACCUGAAGCAGAAGGGCCUCCUGAAGAGCCAGCGGUGGACUGCUGACAAUACUGGCAGCCCUGCAGCCAAGCGGGCUCGGUCAGACGCUGACUCUGUCGAUGUGGAGGACUGGUACAGCCCCCCUGUGCUGCCUCUGGAUCCCUGUGAAUACUGGCUCCAUGAAGACUGCGGCAUCUGGUCCGCAGGGGUCUUCCUUGUCAAGGGCAAAGUCUACGGACUGGAGGAGGCUGUCAAGGUGGCCCAGGAGACGAUGUGUACGGCGUGCAGCGACCCGGGCGCUACACUGGGCUGCUUCUUCAAAGUCUGUCCCAACAAGUACCACUACAGGUGUGCUCUGGAGUCAGCAGACUGUGUACUUAUUGAAGAAAACCUUUCCAUGAAGUGUAAAAAGCACAAGAACAAGACAUUGAAAGCCCCCCCCGGGAACCGAUGGGAUGACAGGUGACAAGUUAGCAGAACCCACAUAAGACAUCUGCAUGCAACAUCCUACAGGGGCUGUCCUUCCCCUUCUGCUGGUAACCGUGGCAACUGUGGACCAGGGUUCUUCUCACUGACAACUAGCACCCGUAAACCUUAACUUCACCCUCUGACACUGGCUGGAGGCAACCAGUCCCGGAAACCCCCCC